GGCUGGGCAGUGGGCGGAGGCACAUCAGGCUGGGCAGCGGACAGAGGCACAUCAGGCUGGGCAGCGGGCAGAGGCACAUCAGGCUGGGCAGCGGGCAGAGGCACAUCAGGCUGGGCAGCGGGCAGAGGCACAUCACGCUGGGCAGCGGACAGAGGCACAUCAGGCUGGGCAGCGGGCAGGGGCACAUCAGGCUGGGCAGGGGGCAGAGGCACAUCAGGCUGGGCAGGCGGGCACCGGCCAUCAGGCGAGGCAGCGGGCACCGGGCCAUCAGGUGAGGCAGCGGGCACCGGGCCAUCAGGUGAGGCAGCGGGCACCGAGUCAUCUGGCAUGACAGCAGGCACAAGUCAUCUGGCAGAACAGCGGGCACGAGUCACCAAGCUCAUCAGCGGGCACCGAGUCAUCUGGCACGACAGCGGGCACUGAGUCAUCUGGCACGACAGCGGGCACCGAGUCAUCUGGCAGAACAGCGGGCACCGAGU
This is a messenger RNA of Staurois parvus, 479 nucleotides long. The record is from the annotation of a GenBank genome assembly. NCBI's taxonomy places the organism in Eukaryota, Metazoa, Chordata, Amphibia, Anura, Ranidae.